UCUUUGCUACAGCUGCUCUGGGGCCAUGGACCUGGACGCGCGUGGGGUGUUCGCGCUGCGCACCUGGGGCCGCCAGCUCCGGCUUGUGGCCGCCGCCUCCUGGCUGCCCAAUGUGGCCCUGGCGCUGGCGCUGAGCUCCGAGGUGCUGUUGUUCCCGGCGCCGCCCGCUCACCACUGCCGGCCAGACCCGGCGCUGCUGCCCCCGGAGUUGCGCUCCCUGGCCGGCCCGGAGCUGCUCAACGCCAGCCUCCCGCGCCUGCCGCCGCCCGCGCGCGGCUGGAGCCCCUGCCUGCUGCUCCGCUACCCGGGCCCGGGCCCCGAGCCCAAUGGCACCGGGCCCUGCACCCGCGGCUGGACCUUCGCGCUGCCCGCCGCCGGCCUGCUGCGCACCCCCAUCACCCAGUGGAAUCUCGUAUGUGGGGAUCAAUGGAAGGUGCCCCUGGAGCAGAUGAGUUAUCUUCUGGGCUGGUUGUUGGGUUGUGUGACUCUAGGCUCAGCCUGUGACCGGUUUGGCCGGCGAGUCACCUUUGUGACCUCCCUGGCUCUGGCCACAGUGCUGGGAAGUGGGGUGGCCCUGGCGAUUAACUACCCCAUGCUGCUAUCCCUGAGGCUGCUCUAUGGGACCGCCCUGGCUGGUGCUUUCCUCUCCCUCUACAUGGCCCGGUUGGAGCUUUGUGACCCCGACCAUCGCCUCCCAUUCUCCAUGGUGGCCGGCCUCUUCUUUGCCUCUGGAAUGAUCCUGUUGCCAGGGCUAGCAGCCAUAUGUCAAGACUGGAGGUUUCUGCAGGGGCUGGUGACCCUCAUCCUGGGCCUGGUAUUGUUCUUCUGGGGAUUUCCUUCCCUGUUCCCAGAGUCCCCCCGAUGGCUGGUGGCCACUCAGCAGCUGGGCAGAGCCAAGGAGAUCCUGUGGCGCUUGGCAGGGGACAACCUCAAGCCUGGGGACUCUGCCUCUGAGGGUGCUGCUCUGGCUGCAGAAUUAGACGGGCUGUCUGAGGGGAAGGCCUUGCCCCAGUACCACUCCAUCUUUGAGAUCUUCAGCACUCAGCUCAUCUGGAGAAAUAUCCUCAUUCUGGCCUUCACCACGUUGCUUGGAAAUGGCAUCCAGUACAGCUUUACACAGAACCUGGCUCCCUAUCUGCCCCACUUCUACCUGCCCUGUUUCUUGCUGGCUGGGCUGGAGGUGGCCGCCAGCCUUCUGCUGAUCCUGAUGGGCCAGUGCUGUGGCCGCCGGGCUAGCCUGCUCCUGUGGACUGUCCUCACCAGCUUGGCCUCCCUGCUACUCCUCUCCCUUGGCCAGUACCUGCCAGUCUGUAUAGUGGUGUUUCUCUCUGCCCUGGGGCUCCUGGCCUCCCAGGCUAUGUCUGUUCUGAGCAUCUUCUUCGCCAGUGAGAUCCUCCCCACCAUGAUCAGAGGGGCUGGGCUGGGCCUCAUCAUGGCAGCUGGUUUUCUGGGCCAAGUGGCUACACCCAUCAUGAGCAUCUCCAACAACCGAGGCUUCUUCCUCCACCACGUGGUGUUUGCUUCUUUUGCCGUCCUCUCCAUGCUCUGCAUUCUAUUACUACCAGAGAGCCGGGGCAGGAAUCUCCCUGAGUCCCUGGAGGAUGCUGAUGGCCGGCGGUCCUCCCCAUUCUUCCUGCCUGGCUGGCGCCACCCCCAGGAGCACCAUGUCCCACUGCUUCUGCCCUCUCGUAAGCAGGCCCGCCGUGGAUGGCAGCAACACUCCUGUUCAGUGGUCCCCUCCCAAAGGACUGGUGGCCAAUGACCUCUACCUAUCAGGGCUCACCUAACUGCAGAGUCCCAGGCCACACAGGAGUCAAGGCAAGCCUGAACUUCAGGAGGCCACCCACGGAAACUGCUUUUAUCAAUGGAGGGCUUGGAAAACAGGAUGGUGUUGUUACCGUGGCCUUGAUGGCUAUGGAGAGUGAUGAAUCUGGGGCUGUGGAGAGCAAUGAGUCUGGGGUGUUGCUUGUGGGCCCUGACUGUUCUCCUCAUCCCCAGUUCACCUGUUUUCUGGAUGAGGAGGAAGGGAAGGACUCUGCCGGGCAGUCUCCUGGAAACCACUGAGCUGCCUGGGGUGGGGCAGAGAUUCCCAGCUUAGCUGAACUCAAAUUCUGGACCAACUAAGCUUUCUCUACAUAAGAGACAGACAAAUGCUGCUCUGGCUGCCCUCCUGUCACCCUGGGAAUUACUUCUGAAGCCGUCAGCCUCAAGUAAUAGUCUUCUUUCUGGGGCAGAAUGUCCAGCCUUCUGACCGGGUUCGAGGCGGCCCUGGCUUUUCUUUCCCCUCCUUACUUAAAAGCAUUGUGACAACC
Trichosurus vulpecula (common brushtail) is the source of this 2312-nucleotide messenger RNA. It is a transcript of the gene SLC22A31, whose product is annotated as solute carrier family 22 member 31. Gene Ontology annotation, cellular component: membrane. Gene Ontology annotation, molecular function: transmembrane transporter activity. Gene Ontology annotation, biological process: transmembrane transport. Bases 26 to 1762 code for a protein of 578 amino acids. NCBI's taxonomy places the organism in Eukaryota, Metazoa, Chordata, Mammalia, Diprotodontia, Phalangeridae. The record is from RefSeq and is a predicted model, not a curated record. The transcript has 9 exons.